CCCAUGGGGCGGGAGGCGUGAGGCCGCGGCCUGCGCGGGGCGGGGAGAUGGAUAAACUGAUCAUCCUCUCAGGGUGUCUCUUUCUGGCCGCCGAUAUCUUCGCCGUCGUCAGCAUCGCCAACCCGGACUGGGUCAACACCGGGGAGUCCGCGAGAGCACUCACUGUGGGCGUAGUGCGACAGUGUCAAACAAUCCAUGGACGAGACCGGCCAUGCAUCCUUCCCCGGCUUCCCCCCGAGCGGGUCACCACACUGUUUUUUAUCAUCGUGGGAAUCAUUUCAUUGACUGUCACAUGUGGUUUGCUGGUGGCUUCGCACUGGCGAAGAGAAGCUACGAAAUAUGCUCGUUGGAUAGCAUUCACUGGAAUGAUCCUUUUCUGUAUGGCUGUCCUAAUAUUUCCAAUAGGAUUUUACAUCAAUGAAGUCGGAGGUCAACCUUAUAAAUUACCCAACAACACAGUAGUUGGGUCAUCAUAUGUACUUUUUGUCUUAUCAAUUUUCUUUACAAUAAGACGUUUUCACACCAGCCCAAUGUGGCAGAAUUCUCAGGACCAAAAGCUAGAGACAACUCACACCCAUUAUUAA
Heterocephalus glaber (naked mole-rat) is the source of this 584-nucleotide messenger RNA. NCBI's taxonomy places the organism in Eukaryota, Metazoa, Chordata, Mammalia, Rodentia, Bathyergidae. The record is from RefSeq and is a predicted model, not a curated record.